AUGGCGGAAGCAUUCGGUAUAGCUGGCAGCGCGUUCGGCACUGUCUCUUUGGGUUUGCAGCUCUUCAAGGAAGUAUCCCAAUAUCUCGAUGACAUCGGCGGCCGUGAAGAAGAUCUAAAAGAGGCACGCAGUUACGCAACCAACAUCCAACUCUCUCUCAAUGCGCUUAAUGUUGCGAUAUCCACCGCGCUUGCCGACGAUCCUGAGACAAAGAGGGCGAUCGAGUCAUGCAAAGCGUCGUGCGUCUCCGCGGUUGAUAAUCUGUUGGCAGUCGUCAAAGAGCUCAGAGGCCCAACAAUAUCUGUACCCAACAGCAACGCUUCCAGAGCGAAAGAGCUUUGUGCCAAAUUGAAGUACCCUUUCAAAAAGCAGACUAUGGAAAAGUUGGAAGACAAUCUUUCGCGUACGAACAGUGCUCUGCAAACCAUGUUGCAAGUAUUUCAGCUCAACACUGGUUUUGCAGCAGCCUCUUCUAUCGACAAUAUGCACCAGGCCGUGGCCGACCUCCACGUAAUAUCGGGCACGAACAAAGCGACUCUAGAUCGAAUACAUAAGACAUCUCAGGUUCAUGAUGACAGACUUAGCACGAUUCAACAAGACAUUAGAGAACUUUUGUUCCUUACACGAGACUCCGGCGACACAAAACUCUUGCUGAAAACGAUGGCCCAGCAGGUGUCAGACCUCACCUCUCGCAAUAGUAUCGACGUCAAUCUGCUGCAGAAUUCAGCACCCGAUAAAUUCAUCCCCAGCAUACAAAAGACCAGUUACCAGAGUGGCGGUAGUAUGACUUUUAGUGCUUUUUGUUCCUGUAAAACGCAGCGAGUAAGAUAUAGUCAACGCCACUGGGGACCUUUCCUUCUCGAAGCUGAAGUUAGGUCAAGAGACCAUCAUGCGCCCGAAUGUCAAAUGUCAAAACUUGCUGCAUCAACCCGCCGAACUAAGCGAGCCUUGAGCCUCUUGAUCCCAACAAUUCAAAAGUCACGGGGUCGUGCGAGUAGAGUCUCCUUAUCAUUUACAACAGGUGCAGGCAUACUAGGAUUUGGCCAAACAGUGGCCUGGGUUGCGACAGUGAAUGAGAGACUAUCUCCUGCAUUCCAAUUAGUGGACACAAUCGCUCGCUAUAGUUCAUUACCGCGCAAGGAAAUGGACAUUCUAUUAGCUUCAUGCUUCAGACGACUUGUCUACUGUUAUGCCAACUCUUAUGCUUCGGCAACUGAUGUCAAUGAGGAUGGUGAAACAAUACUUGGGUGGGCGCUAGACAAGUAUGCUAAUUCCUACGUCCUUGAUUCCACGAUGGCCGAUAACAUGGCAGAAAUAUUUCAGAUGCUCAAUGUCAUUGCUGAGCCAACGUCCUGUUCACGCAAUAUCGUAGCUAGACCUAUUCCUAUUUUGAUAGGUAUCAGUAGCUGGUUCUUCGCCUGUAAGAGACCUGGCCAAGUUGCAACGACUAUCUUGUCGAAAUGCAAUGAACCAAUAGGUCAUCAUCAUCAUCAUCCUCAUUCGAAUCUAUCAUGGCAUGGAAAUGAAUACCCUCUCGGUACUGGGUACAGACUCUUCCAAGCUUUUGAACAAUUAGGUCACAAUUUAGAAUUUGGCCCCCUAACCCAGGCUGUUCUUAAAUACGAUCGAAAUGGAGUCAAGCAGUUGUUGGAGAGAUGUCCAACAUACAUCAGAGAAACCAAUUACUGCGGCCAGUCCCCGGUUCAUCUUGCCAUUGAAACCCAGAAUAUUGCUAUUAUUAGUGAGGUGCUUCACUACGCAGACACUAAAGCUCUUCGUGCAAGAGACAACAGAGGCUAUUAUCCCAUCGACUAUGUGACAGAAGGAACAUGGACGCAUAGGAAGGCAUCUGAAUUAAAUUGCAAAGGGUGCGAAGUACUUAAAAUGCUUCUUCGCUUAGAUACAGCGCUUUUUCCAACCUCAUUACGUCUCGCCCUAAGACCAUCAUGGACUAAAAAUCACAACUGUCUAGAUGGCCGCAAAAUCCUAAUCCGGGGUCUAGCAGAAAGGAGAGAAAGGUUGAAGGAGCUCUCGUACCAAUGUCUGUCACCAGCUGAAAGAAAUGGUCUAGAGAUAUAUCAGACAAGAAUCCUGGACCACAAUGUUGCACGGGUGCAACAGCAGCUUGAAGCUCAAGGUUGCUCUGUACCAACACACCUUAGUGUGUACGAAGAAGUUGUUGGACCAUUAUGCGGCUACGAAUCGAUUUACUUACUUAUUUUUAAUGGCGAACUCGCUGAGUUUGCUCACAAGCUGGGUUUCUCUUACUCGGAUAACGAUUUGGCAGAUCUCAUGUGCCGCUUAGCCUCUCGCCUAAACGAUGGUACGUAUGCCACAGAUAUGUUGAUCGACAAUCUAUUUCCAUCGUCAUACUUCUGCUGGAUGAUUGAUCAUGGUAUGAGGGUGGCAUCAAAAGUUUCUUCUGGAAAGCUACUCAACCGGCAGUUGGAAGCAACGGCAGCCCACUAUUUUAUGGCCAGCUACGGAAGAUUUGCCGGCAUUUCCUUAAAUAUUCCCCUGGACUGCCCCUUAUCACUUGCAGCCAUUGAAAUUGUGUUCUCAGCCGCCGUUGUUGAUAGAUGUCGCUGUUGGUGCUCUCCAGGAGGAUGCACCCCCCUGGUCAAGAUUUUGGAAGAGGUGUGGCGGCGGAGAUGGUCCCCGGGCAAACAAAGUCUUUCUAAAGCAACAGAACGCUUAAUAUACGACUUGGUGUCAGCGAAUUGUGGCAAAACUAGCGAGCAUCAAUGGAUCCAUGCGGCCAUUAUACGAUACUUUACGUUUUCUAUGCUGGGCCUGCGUCACGUUUGCUGCUCUAUCAUUGGGAACGAGUCGGGUGCAUUGCCUGAAGAGGAGUUCCAGGAAAUUGAAGAGGAAGACUCUUCCCUACUUGGACAAUUCGAAAAUCUCCUUACAGAGUUCGAAGACGGCCGUCGCCAUCAGAUGGGCCUAGAGGAGUUUUUCAAAUGGAUGGACACGAAAUGGGCUCCCAGAAUGAAGGAGUUCAGGGCCGAGCUUGCUUCUGAGAGGCUUACCGACGAGCAACUGCGAGGUGCCGAAUCGAUUGGUGUGGUUUGGCGUGUCUAUGGACCUCAGCCAGAGGGCAAAGCCUGGCAGCCAGCUAGAUGGAAAAGGCGUGACGUGUGGGAUUACAUGGAUGAACUCGAUAAGAUUGCGACAGAUCCAGAGAGGCCUAUGAAGGAAAGUCGGCAGAGCCAUAAGUGA
This is a messenger RNA of Fusarium proliferatum ET1, 3222 nucleotides long. RefSeq lists its product as uncharacterized. The coding region runs from base 1 to 3222 and encodes 1073 amino acids. NCBI's taxonomy places the organism in Eukaryota, Fungi, Ascomycota, Sordariomycetes, Hypocreales, Nectriaceae. The transcript has 5 exons. The record is from RefSeq and is a predicted model, not a curated record.